CAACGACACAGAGAGAGCAAUUGAAUUUUCGUUCAGUGAGCCGUCAAGUGAGCCGAGUUCUUUUUGAUUUUAUUUAUUUGCUUUGCUGACCGCCGAGAUUGGCAAUACCCCGUUUUAUAUGACUUUUGAAAGCAUUAAAGGUAAGUGUAUGCCUCUGAUUUAUAUAUUUUGAUUAGCAAAUUGAUAUGCCUCGGGCAAUAAAUCAUAAUAAAAUCAAAAUGAAUCGCUAUUGAAUGUGCACAAUUGAGCCAAGACAAUGCUGUAUGAUCAUGCAUAUUGUGUGUGUGUGUGUGUGUUUGAAUAAGAAAGGGGUUAUGUUUAUACAGCGUAUGAUAUGUUUUCUUUUGUUUUACUGUAAUCGUUCCAUUUUUGCAUGGAAUCUUUAGACACCGAAACCGAGAUAAGCGAACAGUUGAGUUUGAAUUGAGUGUAGACUGUAGACUCUCUACACUGUAGAGAGAAUUUUGUUCCGCGUGUCGAUUCGAUUCUAGUGUGUCGAUGCCAAUUAAUUAUGACAUUUGAAUGGUGAGUAAGAAAGGCGGCAUUCGCUCUACUCCAUCAAUUCUAAUUAUGUUUUAUUAUCACAUCACAUUCAAUCGAUCGCACAUGGCUCUGCCUGAUGGUUUGAGCUGAUGGCCGAGUCAAUCGUAGUUGUGUUGUGCGGUUCGGUUGGUUUUCAUGAAUUUUACAUCAAUAUCCACCAUUGAAAAUGGAUACCAUUCGCUGAAUUUCUUCUUCUGCUCCAAUUCAGUCCUAUCGAUUAUAUCAUCAACGUCGGUCAGAUGGACGAUUGAACAUAUGUGACACGCAGCAAUUAUUUGUGACUUCUGCUGCUACUGCUAACUUAUUUAAUACUCUAAUUUCUCUCUGUCGAAGUAUUAAACCGCCACAUUUCACUCAUUCCGAUGCGAAUGUCACCAUGAUUAUUUUUUGUGGGGCUCAUGUUAUCAUCAAACCAACAUCGGUUGAAUCUCUUCAUCAUUUCAUGUGCCCAAACAUGAGUUCCGUUUACUCGAAAUAUACAUGCUCAAUAUCUAUCUAUCUAUGUCGGUGCACGUUUUGAAUACUGAUAAUUGUGAAUAUUGUUACUUUGUCGCUUGCUUUCUUUCUAUCAAUAUUUACGAUUUUGCCAUUGUUCAAAUAAACCCAGCACACCACCACAUUCGCGUUUCGAAUUUCGUCGAAACAAGCGAUAGAGGAAACCGUAAAGUGAUACUCAAAGGUUCAACCGAAUUGGACUAGAAUCAAAUUUGAGCCGCAUUUCAUCUGGACGAAACUGAAAUGUUUAUCUCGAAAAUCUCGUUGAAAAUUGAAUUUGAACGACGGUCGCUACCGCAGGCGACUUUUUAUUGUUCGAUAAAAUGUUCGGAUUUUUUUGUCUGUGUCUUUUUUGAUGAAAUUUCGUUUGCAUUUGCAUUCGCAGAGAGAUAGACAAAACAAAAGUUUGCACGACGAAUCGAAAAAAAAACGAGAAAAAUAUAUGCCAACACAAGUUGAAAACUGGUUAUGGCUUCAGUACGUUCGCUCGUUUUUUUCGUUUAUUCACUGUGUGUGAACGUAAAAACGUGUAUUAUCUCAUCGUGCGGCGAAAAAUGAAGCAAAAAAAAAUCCAUCGUCAGAGAGUCACGUCGCCUGCUCUCUUUCUUUCUAGCGUUGCCUUAUUGUUAUUCGCAUGCAUUUCGUGGAUUGUGUGUUGUAUGUAUUAUUUUUACGAGUUGUGUUGUUCGCGCGGGUCCCUUUUAAUGGUUCGUUCUUUGUUUUUGUUUCUUUUUUUUCGAGUGACUGUGUAAAUGUUUCUUAUUACUUGCUUCUGAUUUUGCACACACACACUCACAUUUUUCGUGAUUCAACGUCACUUGAUUUUUCAGUGGCAAUUGCAUUCGCCACACGACAAUCACUCUGCUCUAUGUGACCAUACACACACAGAGAGAGAGAGAGAGGAAAUGUAUGUUGUAACUCAUCGAUAUACAUGUUGCAAUCGGCCGAGCGAACAAAAUAGAAACAAAAGACCAACUAAAAAUGGGAUAAAAUCACAAUUCGAGCUUAAUAUAACCGUUUAGAGCUGCCGUAAAGGUCAUCAGCGAAAAAAAAUCACAACAAAAUUGAUGACGAUGAGGAGGAGGAGGAGGAGAAGGAGGGAAAACAAAUCAUUCGUUUCUCCAUUUGAUUUCUGCCGUUCGAGUGUUUACUUUGAAAAUUAAAUUGAUUUCGAUAUCAAUCGAUUCGCGAUCGAGUCACAUAAAACAACUGGAUUUGCUGACUCUUCAGCAAAUAUCAUUCGGAAUCAAUCUUUCGCUGAAAUUCGUUCGGGUAUAUUUUUUCCCCUCUAAUUUAUAAACACAUUUUCGUCCUAUUCAAAUAGAACUUUAUUCAAACAAACACAUAAAUUUCCAAUUCCAUGAAGUUGAAAACGCAUCGAGCGAGAAUUGUACACAGAAUUUCAAAUCGACGAAAAAAAAAUAUUUAUUAUCAAAAGUAAACAGCAAAAGCGAAACGCUGACAAAUAAAUAGCGGCCGAAUGACGCGGCACCGAUUGGGAAAAAAGUCAAGUGAAUAUUCAUGACAGUGAUAACGAGCGAGCCAGUCAGUUUUAUAGCAAACUGAAAUCUGUCUUCAACUUUAUUCAAACUGUGUGUACUGUCUCAAUACACCACGUUUUUUUUACUCGUACGAGUGUCGACAUUCGCCACCAAUAAAUUUCAUUUUAUCGAUUUAAUUGUGGAAUAAAUUUCUUCGACGUGCAAACAUUGCCAGAGAGUGAAACAAAAAUUUACAAAAAAAAAGUAAAGCGAAACAGUAUGGAAACGUGUAAAACAGUUGACACAUCACUUUCGGCACUUGAAUUUCAAAAUUAGACUGUACAAACGGGCUGUGCUUUCUCUCGCCACAAUGCAGCCGCCAAACACAUUCCAUCCACAUAGUUUCACGAGAAUGAUGCUUAAUUUUAUUUGUUCUUUUUUUCGGCUCAAUUUUUCCGCGAUAAUGAUUCGUCGUAUGUAUCCUCUGAAUCAUAUAAAAGUGCUCAUCAUAUGAGAAAAAAAAUCAUUUUCAUAAUGGAUCGAAAGCAUUUCCGAGUGUACACAUAUCCAUUUGGAAAUUGGUCUUCGUCAAGAGGAAAAAAGAAUGAGCUUCUGUUUACGGAACCGCUAAAAUCAUUUGCUAUUGCGAAAAAAACGGGCUUUAAAACCCAUACACAAGAAUAAAUUACGUGAGUGUUACAAAUGUGUUUUCUGUUGAUGACGUUUCACUCUGUGUCGACGAUUGUGCGCACUGCGCCCGUAACAUCACUCCAUUCCAACCGGAAUUUUUCGAGAAAAUUCACAUUUUCCGCAAUUCAUGUUCCAAUAUACGGUUCACUACCGUGUGUCUCGAACUAGCGAACAACCGGUAUUUUCAAUACGUUGUGCUAAUUCUACUAUAAUACCGUGACAAAUAUCGGGUGCAUAAAUUUUUAUUUUUAUCUUCCUUCAUUGCCAAUCAAAUGUCAGUGCGAGUUUGAUAUGGUGUAGGCCACACUACGAAAGCAAAUGCAAUUAGUUAGCGUUAGUUUGACAUUUUCAAACGAAAUAUUAAAAUCGAAAUUUUGCUUUGGAACCGAUCAAUUUUCAAUUUGAAGUACUUGACCACAGACUAUCGUAUUCACAUGUUUACUUUGCGUUGCAAAUAAAGUGGUUUAUCAAGUCGAUCCAAGUCGACGGUGCGGCAUACCGGGUGCGCUCAUAUUGCGACUAAAUUCGGUGAAAAGUUUUUUGAUUGAUAGAAUUUUUUCAAAUACCACGUCAUGAGAGAAUUUCGAAGGAGACACACGUUCAAAAACUAUAUUUCCAACUCAACGGCAUAGUGACAGUAGUGAGACAUUUGACAUCAGUUGUGCAUAUGGGCCCAUUUCUCAGCACUUAAAAUACGUUUCAGCCGAAAGAUAUGUGUGUGCAUGGAAAAGUUCACAAGUGUUGAAUUAAAUUUAAAUUGAUCUUGACGAAGUAAAUUAAAACACAACACAUCAACGGAGCAAAUUUUAUUUGUCUCUCUCACUUUGAUAACAACAGCAAAUAUUGCAAAAAUAUUUUCAUAGCAUUAACACUACAGAGAAUAUUUCGCCGAAGUUUUUUUUUCUUUCACAAGAACCAUUUUUGGGAGGAGACGAUUAAGAGUUCCAUUUUCCAUUGGAACAUUAAACAACCGAGUAAAAUCAAAAUUGAUUUCGUAAACAACAACAAGACCUAUCUGAGUUUCUACGUGCGUUAUCUCUAUCAAGUGUGCAUGUUCAUUUGCUCGUCCCUAUUUUGUUGAAUGUUAUUUGUUGACACGAAAAAUCGCCCAUUUCUCCAUCGUUUCCGGCAAACAACAAUCUUUCAAAUCGAUUGAAUAACUUUGCAUUGAAUAAUUUUCCACUUCGUGUUGACAUUAUGAAUACUGUUGAGUGAUAAGCAUCAGUAUAUAAAGGAGUACCUCCAUCAUCCAUUCAACACGACCAGUCUGUUGAUUUAUCGUGCAUGAUUUCCCAUAGGCAAUAUUCAAGUCAUAGGACUUCAAAAUUUUCCAGCAAUAGACACCGAAAAUUGCAGCCAUUCAGAGAAACGUGAGAAAGUGUCAUCGUCGUUCUAUAUGAACGCGAACCGCGAGAAAUUUUCGUUUUAAUUUAGUUCCUUAACACAACAAAUCAAAAACAAAAAAAUCAGAAAAAAAAUCUGCACAAAAAAACGUUAUUUAAUUUUUUCGUGUCGCUUAUAAGUUUUUUUAUGUUAUAAAAUCCCGAUUUUUAUUUUUGUCGUAAAAAUCAAAUGCUUAAUUUUCGUUAAAAUCACACCAUUAAUCCACAUACGUCGAGUGAACCACUCUGCAACAGUUUUGUGCACCGCAAAAACCGCAAAUCCAUAUAAUACAGGAUUUACAUCCAUAAACCACUCCAUUCGCUGGAUCAAAAGUGUCGGUGAAUACUGAACGAGCCAGCACUCAAAUCAUAUUCAGUCAAUAAAAAUUUGCAUUUUCUUCGAUAAUAUAAACCGAAAUAAAAAAGGAGCGUUUACGCGUCCGCCCGCACAUAAUACACAGAAUAAGUUCUGCGAACGAGUCGUCUAAAGUGAAAAUCAUCAUCACCACCACGUUGAACCGAUUAAUUCAGUACUUUCCCAUGAAUAUACGUAAAACUAUAACCAAUUUCAUAGGACCGCAUCAUUGUCGUUAUCGUUUUAUAGUGAAGUAAAACGGGUUUUCUACUAUUCAAUACAAAUGAAUUUAUCGAUCGAAGUGCACCGGGUGUGUUCGCGUGAAAACUGAAAAUUUUGCAGAAAAUUUUUGUCACACAUCGAGUUACAACGGCGUUUUCCGAUUUGUCUUUCAACCAGCACCAGCACCACUAAUCACCAACCACCACCACCGCACUCCUUUUACGUCAAUCGUCAUUGCAUGCUGAUGAAAAGCAUUUGAUCCGGUCAUUUUGCGUAGCGUGUUGAUGGUGAAGUAAAAGUAGUGAAUGCACAAUCUGCAGUCAAAAAUUUCCGCGCGUUUUUUUUCCAUUAUUGUUGGGCUAGUUUAUGAACGAUUUCAAGAUAUUCGCUCAAGUGAGUAAGGAAGCGAGAGGAUUUGUUCCGGAGAGUGAGAGAAAGAGAAAGAAAAGAUCAACACCAUAACUGAGUUAACAAACUGAAGAUAUCAAAAUGGGUAGUGUUAACGUCAAUCGCAACGUGACCGAUCUCUUUUAUCGUUACAAAAUGCCACGCAUUUCGGCCAAAGUCGAGGGCAAAGGUAACGGCAUCAAGACGGUCAUCGUCAAUAUGGCUGAAGUGGCCAAGGCUAUUGGACGUCCAGCCACUUAUCCAACCAAGUACUUCGGCUGCGAAUUGGGCGCUCAAACUCAAUUCGAUUACAAGCAUGAACGUUUCAUUGUCAACGGUUCGCACGACCCUGAAAAAUUGCAAGAUUUACUGGAUGGCUUCAUCCGCAAGUAUGUGUUGUGCCCCGAAUGCGACAAUCCCGAAACUGACUUGAAGGUACAGUCCAAGAAAGGCACCAUUUCCCAAAGCUGCAAGGCUUGCGGCUUUCACGGUCCAUUGGAAGUGCACCACAAGGUCAACACUUUCAUCAUCAAGAAUCCACCGAAUAUUAACCCGGCUACGCAAGGUUCGUCGUUGACUGAAGGAAAGCGCAGCAAGCGUUCGAAGAAGACCGGUGAAAAUGGUGAUGCCAACAAUUCAAUGGCUGAUGGUGAUACGUCUGUUGUGAGCAAUUCGGGUGAGGAAACGCUCAGCCAUAGCAAGAGUGUUGUCGAAGAAGAAGAUGACGACACCACCUGGACAACGGAUGUGUCUGAGGAGGCUGUGCGUGCCCGAAUGUAUGAUUUAUCCGAUGGUGCUAUGACGAUGACCAUCUCCGACGAUUCGGAGAAAAGCGAAAAAGAACGUAUCGACAUUUUCUACGAAUUCGUCAAGAAGCGACGCGAUGCCAAUCAAUUGGAUAAUGUGCAAGUGCACAAGGAAAUUGCCACCGAAGCCGAACGCUUGGACAUCACACAAAAGGCACCAUUGGUUUUAGCCGAAUUGGUUUUCAGCGCUAACAUUAUUACGGAAGUGAAGAAGCAUCGCAAUCUAUUGCUGCGUUUCACACACGACAACCAAAAGGCACAACGCUAUCUCUUGGGUGGUAUCGAGCAGAUCAUUUCAUUGCAUGCAGACAAGCUAUUGGAUAAAGUGGCCGGCAUCUUCAAGUUGUUCUACGAUUCGGACAUUUUGGAAGAAAAAUCUAUUCUGGAAUGGUCGGAAAAGGUUAGCAAGAAGUAUGUCACCAAGGAAAUGUCGGAGAAGAUUCACGAGAAAGCCAAACCGUUCAUUCAAUGGUUGCGUGAAGCUGACGAAGAGUCAUCCGAAGAGGAGGACGAUUCGGAUCUUGAAAUCGAAUACAAUGACCGUGCCCGUGUCGAACCGUUGCGUGCCGAAAAACCGGCUCCGGCCGUUAAGAAAGCAGCUGCCGGCGAUGAAGAAGACGACGAUCUCGACAUUGACGACAUCUAAACACCUCGCACCACGAAUUUCCGAAUUCACAUCUUUUACUAUGCUCAAUACAAAUGAAACAAAACAAAAAAAAUAUUGCACAUUUUCCUCUAUCUAUUUGUUAUUAGAAUAUCGCAAAUCUCCCAACAACAACAACAAUAAGAAAAAUAACAGAAGACUAUUUCACUUUUCGUUUGUUUAUUUAAUUCUUCGAUUCAAGUACUAUAUUUCUACUGAAUUUUUUAUGCAAUCACUGAAUUUCCAACUAAAUAUUUGUACCUAAAAAUCGCUAGAACUUUUUUUGUGUGAAAGAAAACAAGAAAAAAAAUUCAAUGAUUGAAACAAAAAAAAUGAAGCAAACAAUAAGCAGUUCAAACCAUUCGUAAUCGCAUACAUUUUUACAAUUAUUGCUAUGCAUAUGCUAUUAUUAUUCCCCAAAAGCAUCAACAAUACCAAGAUUUCGAAUAAAUGGCAUUGAAUUUAAUGAAAAUGAGCAAUAAAA
This is a messenger RNA of Sitodiplosis mosellana (orange wheat blossom midge), 7488 nucleotides long. RefSeq names its product eukaryotic translation initiation factor 5 (gene eIF5). Gene Ontology annotation, cellular component: cytosol. The transcript is spliced from 7 exons. The record is from RefSeq and is a predicted model, not a curated record. Gene Ontology annotation, molecular function: eukaryotic initiation factor eIF2 binding; GDP-dissociation inhibitor activity; translation initiation factor activity. Gene Ontology annotation, biological process: formation of cytoplasmic translation initiation complex; translational initiation; formation of translation preinitiation complex. The coding region runs from base 5658 to 7007 and encodes 449 amino acids. Lineage: Eukaryota; Metazoa; Arthropoda; Insecta; Diptera; Cecidomyiidae.